Messenger RNA from Xenopus laevis (African clawed frog), 1647 nucleotides. RefSeq names its product methyltransferase like 2B L homeolog (gene mettl2a.L). The transcript has 9 exons. The record is from RefSeq and is a predicted model, not a curated record. The coding region runs from base 173 to 1345 and encodes 390 amino acids. Lineage: Eukaryota; Metazoa; Chordata; Amphibia; Anura; Pipidae.
GCUCAAUGCAUUGUUCCUUCUCGCAUCCCGCUCUGCAAUAAGCUGCUGCUAGAGAUGGCGCAUUGGCUUUCCAUUUUAAUUACAGGUGUCCGCUUCGAUCAGGCGCAACCGUAGCGCUGCCAUUUGCGCAUAGAAAGACUGCGAGGAACAUCAUCUGUCACCCAGAAUCGCAAUGUCUCUCCUUGUCACACGUGGGAGCCCUACAUUGAACCGCUUCCUGUUUGGGCAGAGAUCGGUUGCUGAUUGGCUGACUUGCGUCUGCCCCCGCCCUGUGCUCCUCUCUGGUUGGUCAUUACCCCGUGCGUUUUCGAGCUCUCCGGUGACUCAGUCUUCCGGUUCCGGGAUGGAGGGGAAGAGACCACAAUUUGGCAACAGGCACCUGGAUGAUCCCAGUCGGGUUUUUCAGCACAAUGCUUGGGAUAAUGUGCAGUGGUCAGAAGAACAGGAAUCUGCAGCUCACAAGAAAGUGCAAGAGAACAGUGUCCAGCCGGUGCCACCGGAAAAACAAGAGGAGUACGAGAAUAAAGCCAGCAGCUUCUGGGAUGAUUUCUACACUAUCCAUGAAAACCGCUUCUUCAAGGACAGGCACUGGCUUUUUACAGAAUUCCCUGAAUUAUCCUCCCGCUCCAGUACGGAAAGCCAGGAAGGACAUGCCGUGCAGAUGAAUGGUUUUCAGGAAGAAACCGAGCCGGGGGAUGUGGAGGAUACUUUCCCAGGGGCCUCAGCUACAUACCGCAUCAUGGAGGUGGGAUGUGGCGUGGGGAACACGGUUUUCCCCAUAUUGCAGAAUAAUACAGACCCGGGCCUCUUUGUGUAUUGCUGUGAUUUCUCUAGUACAGCGGUGGAACUAGUGAAGAGUAACGAACUUUACAACCCUUCCCGCUGCUUUGCCUUUGUCCAUGACGUCUCGGAUGAGCAGUGUUCCUUCCCCGUGCCUGAGCACAGCUUGGAUGUCAUUGUCCUGAUAUUUGUCCUCUCUGCCAUCAACCCUGCUAAGAUGCAGAACGUCAUCUCUCGCCUCGGUUCUCUGCUGAAACCAGGAGGGUGCCUCCUUCUUCGGGAUUACGGGCGUUACGACAUGGCGCAGUUACGCUUCAAGAAAGGGCGCUGCCUGGCUGAGAAUUUUUAUGUUCGAGGAGAUGGGACCCGGGUCUAUUUCUUUACACAAGAUGACCUUGACUCCCUGUUCGUCGGUGCUGGGCUACAGAAGGUGCAGAAUUCAGUGGACCGACGGCUGCAGGUGAAUCGGGGGAAGCAGCUGACCAUGUACCGGGUGUGGAUCCAAUGCAAAUAUGUGAAGCCACACAAGACAGAGCUGCAGAAUGGCGACUGUUCUUCCGAAUAAAAUGGCUGCACAGAUGCCACAACCCGUUAUCCAACUCUGUGAUCAUGUGCGGGACGACAAAAUAAACUUUAAUUAUGGAGAAUUGUGCAGCUUUGUGCCAAGCAGACUGGCAUCCUAUAGAGCCAUACACUAUGCACAAAGUCUUUUUAAUUAUUCCUUGUCUUUUAACCUCUGCCUGGGCCCCAACUGUGGGCAUUUUGGGUAAACCUGAAUGUGCUCCCUGUCAUGUCUGACCUGGCACCUUUUUACAGACCCGCUUGUUUAUUAAAGGAAAAAGAUUUUAAUAAAGACUUUACAUGAUA